This is a messenger RNA of Pecten maximus, 7196 nucleotides long. RefSeq lists its product as uncharacterized. Gene Ontology annotation, molecular function: zinc ion binding; DNA binding. The record is from RefSeq and is a predicted model, not a curated record. The transcript is spliced from 7 exons. The coding region runs from base 721 to 4572 and encodes 1283 amino acids. NCBI's taxonomy places the organism in Eukaryota, Metazoa, Mollusca, Bivalvia, Pectinida, Pectinidae.
GUUUGAAAUUUUUUUAUUCAUCCUUUUGCAUGUUGUGAGUAUAUAAAAUACAUAGAACAAGCAUCAAUUAUAGAUACAGUUUUACAGCAACACAAUAUCGUUUUUUUGUGUGUGAAGAGCAUCAAGGGUGUCAGUGAUAAGGCAUAUAACAUUUUAGAAAAUGUGUAUAUGUAUAUAUAUUGAACAAUGUUUAAUGGCUAAUAAACAUACAGUAUUAAACAGUUAAGAUAAAGAUGUACCAUUGUUGAAUUAUAUAUAGCUGACAGUAUUAUCUACUUUCAAUAGCUUUUUUAAUAUUAUAUGCAGGUCUAGAUAUAGCUUGCGAUCAAAGGGAGAUAAGUAUCAAAAAUAGUACUCGGGUAGCUUGCCUUUCUGCUGUUUCUUAAAAACCAUUAUUCUAUACUAUACAAUCAUGCAACAUCGUCAGUUUAUGCAAGUGAUGGUCAACUAUACAUAUAUAUGUACACUUAUCAUUCCAUAUAUAUAUUCAUCAAAUAUUAUUUAUGUCUUUCAUGCAGAUUACACACUAGUAAACCGAAAGAAGAAGUGAGAAGCAGAAAUACGAAAGUAGAAAUUCACGAAUGUAAAUCCUCAGGCGGAAUAUGGAAGAUGACGCAGCUUUAUAAACAUUCCAAACGGGAAUUCCCCUCUUUAGCUGAUAUCAACCGUUAACGACGAAAGUUGCCUCAUGUACCAUGAAACAAAGUAAAUAACUUAGAAAUGGAUAGACCAGUUGUUUUGUUCAAGAAGAAAUUUUCUGAUACUUCUCCAGAUCUUGUCAGAAAACUUCGACAACGCAUUAAAGAAGAUGUACAAUAUACAUCCUUUAGGCAUUUCCACAAGUUUACUGUUUGUUUGCCAGCACUCUAUUUGUUCAUGCCUGACUUCAAACAGCAGUACAUCAUCAGUGUGUGUGACUUGGAUAUGAAAAAUGAUCUCAAAACAGCCAAGGUUAUCAACUGGUGUGAUGGAGUGAAAAAUCUGUACCCACUAUCAACAACAGCGGAUGGUAACUGUCUGUUGCAUGCAGUGUCACAGGGACUGUGGGGAAUUGAGGAUAGUGAUCAGUUUUUGCGUACUCUGCUUUACUUAACAUUGUCAGAAGGAGAUGCAUCGUUAACCAAUGGCAUGUCAAGUAAGAUCCAACGAAGAUGGAAAUAUGCUCAAGAUGAACUAAAGAAACAGCGCCCAACUGAGUUCAACUAUGACGUCACCUCUCUGGACAUUUCUUUAGAUUGGAACAAUAUUGUUCAAGCAGCCAGUGAUGUUUUACAGCCAGGAACAAAUAGAGCAGGCACAUCUUACCCUACACUGGAGGGGGUACAUAUCUUCACACUGGCAAACCUUCUCAAAAGGCCAAUAAUAGUGUUGGCAGAUAGGACAGCAAGAUCAGUAUAUGGGAAUAGUAUGCAGGAAAACAAUCUGUAUGGGAUAUAUUUACCGUUGGAGGUAAAACACUCCGAUAUAUGCAAGACACCAAUCAUUCUUGGAUAUAGUCUGAACCACUUUGCACCCCUGGUCACACAGGCUAAUAGCCCUGAAGGUGAGGGAUCUAGUCAGAGUAUUCUUCCUUUGGUCAUGGGAGACUAUACCCCCCUUCCUUUAAGGUUUUUGUUAAGAGGAGAAGAGUAUAAUGCUGUUGACUUGAUGAAAAAGUACAUGUAUGUGAAAAACAUUCCAAGGGUUUCUUCUGAAUCAGUUUCUUCUAUUCCUGGAGUGGUAUUACAACAUCUAUCCAUACAUGAUGAACUGGACAUAGUAAAUGUACACAGACGUGAAUGUGAACAAAUAUUUUUGAACUGGGGGAUUCCUAAUUCACAGACUGCUGUUGGUGGCAAAGCAGUUGUUGCUGCCAGUGAGAAGGUACCUACCUCUUUUACUAGGACGAUCAAUCCUAGUGCUCCUCAGGCAAGACCUGAUCCAGUCCAGAGAGCAAAGCUGCCCAUAUCUAUCCAAACAGGAAGAAAUAUACAGCCAUGUGUUACACCUGGAUGUACUAUGUUUGGGUCACCUGAAACAGCAAACAUGUGUUCAGCCUGUUUCAGAAAAUAUACAUUGGAUUUCAACAAGGAAGAAGCACAAAGGAAAGGAUGGAAUCUACCAAGUGAACCUUCUGCUCCACCAAUGUCAUUCCAUGGACAGGAAAGUUACACAGACCUCUCAGUCAUGGGAGUCAACUGUUGUAAUCCUAAAUGUGGCAACAGGUGCUCUGAACAUACCUUCCCUUACUGUCAUGCCUGUAAACCCCAGGCACAUGGAUCAGAUCUAGUACAGCCAGGAGCAGGAGCUUCAACUCCACCUAACACUCCUCUCAUUGAAGCAAAGUGUAGGAAUCCAAAAUGUGAUAAUCUGUGUUCAAGUAGAGAAUGUGUCUGUCAUGAAUGUAAAGACUUUUUCAUUCAACAGGGAGCAUACAAGGCUACAGUACCAGUACUUCCACCAGCUACUAUUAGCACCAACACGUUGCCCAACACUUCACCAUCUGGACUAGCUGUAGCUCCAGAAGACCAGAUAAACAGUGGGAUGCGACCAAUUGGAGGUACAGACAUUUCAUUCAUGCAGGAUCAGCAGUGUCAGAAUAGUUUGCAAUGCAUGAACCGCUGUACAAAAUCCACUUUUCCCUAUUGUCCUGCAUGCUCUGCUAUGAAAAGAGAAGCCAGAAACACUAUCAGUAAUCCAUCAAAUUUGGCAUCACAUGUGCAGGGUCCUCCUGUGACAAAUCAUCCUCUUACACCUGCAACACAAACUGUAGAACCUGCAGUACAGACACAGGGUGCUGGAGCCGAAGGCAUAGACGAAAACAGCUUAUUUGGAGAAGGAACUACAACUGCUCCUAUCAAAGAACUUGGUAAGCUUGAUAUUACACCAUCAGCUUUGUCAGUAGAAGACUUUGAAGAAUCCAACUCUCUUUCAAGUAAUUUUGUCUUCAGUCAUGGGCCUUCAUCACAGACACAUGUGAUUAAAAAUUUUAAAACCAAUAAUUCUUCAUCUGAAGGGACUCCUUCCCCAAUGGAAUCUGGUAAACGUUUGUCUUAUCCUGAAGCAAAGUUUCACCAACAAACAACCAUACAGUCAUCAGGAAGCUCGUAUGCUAUCAUCAGAGAAGAAACAAGUAGCCAGGAAAGCCAGGCUGAUCCCAGUAAAAGUCAAGGUCAAAGACAGUCACCAGAAUCACCAGAACUCUUGAAACAGCUUUGCUCAAAACCAGGUUGCUGUGGUGUUAGAAUAGCUAACAAUUUUGGGUAUUGCCUGGAUUGCUGGACUAGCUGUAUAAGGACAACUGAAACACCAGUACUGUUGACCUCAGAAUCAACUGAAGAGUCAAGAGCACCUCAACUGAACACUUCAGAGAUACGAUCCAUGAACCCAGUUGUUACUACAUCCAAGGACAAGAGGGAUUGUGCCUCUCCUUUGUGUAACAAGAAGAUAUAUCCACCCAACAAACUGUGUGAUGAAUGCAUUGAGGUCCUGCGUCAGGGCCAAUCUCGAUCACUGGAAGAGCAGACCUCUCCACGUCAUGAAAGAAAAAGUAAGAGCUAUUCACCAUCCAGACCUAAGUGUAAAAAGAAGAAUUGUGAUUUUCAUGGCAGUAGCAAAACUGAUGGCUAUUGUUCCCAAUGCUACAAAGAAGUUAAAAGGAUUCCAAUAGAAUCUAACUUCAAACAGACGCCUACCUUAUCAAACCUAACACCGUACAACAAAACGAUGGCACCGCCUAGGACUCGCAGUGAUCCAGGGGUACUUCAUGGUGGUGCCAGUUACACUCCACAGGUAGUUCAGAGUGGAGCCGGAUACACUCCACAGGUAGUUCAGAGUGGAGCUGGAUACACUCCACAGGUAGUUCAGAGUGGAGCCGGAUACACUCCACAGGUAGUUGAGAGUGGAGCCAGAUACACUCCACAGGUAGUUGAGAGUGGAGCUGGAUACACUCCGCAAAUGACGCAAGCUGGAGCCGGAUACACUCCUCAAAUGACGCAAGCUGGAGCUGGAUACACGCCACAAAUGACUCAAGGUGGAGCCAGACACACUAAGGGUGACAGAGUUCCUCUUAAGGUCCAAAAUAAAUCCCAGUUCUGUUUGGAGCCUGGCUGCGACAGGUUUGGAGACCCCAAUAUGUACUACAGAUGUACAGAACAUUACCAGAUGGCUUUGUCUGACUUCCAGCCCCAGCCUCCUCCCUCCAAUAAGUACAGUGCUAGAGAGGUGAUGAAUUACAACCUGGCCGAGAAGCAGCCACCGUACAACAUGCCAGGGCAACCAUCUCCUGUUCAUCCCAGCCCUUUGUCAGGGCCUCCAAAUGCUAACUACAUGAACAACCUUUCUAGGCCACCUACCUAUAAUAACCCCUCUCAACCUGCUUGUCCCCAAAAUACUGCCUUCCACUCUGCCAUGUCUACUGUGGAAAAUAACCUGAAGAACCGUGUGCUCUGUAAGACAGCUGGAUGUACAAAUAUUGGCAGUGGAAUGAGAAGAGGAUAUUGUAGUGAGUGUUACCCUCACACGUUACAGAGGAGGGGCCCGGACACAGAACUUCCAGCUGAUGAUCCAUGCAUGAACUAUGGCUGUUGUUAAAAGAUGUGACUUGUUGUAGGAGUUUCUAUCCAUCUGAAAUAGGUGUAGGCUCUUAUGUAUUGUAAUAUAGUUUUUCGAAUUGACGUUUAGCCACAUUAUUGACAUGCAAAUGUAAUGCUGUGAUUUUUUCUGUAAUGUUUUUUUUAAGUAUUAAUAAUAGUGUACUACUAAUUGAUAUGGUGCUCUACUCUCUGUAUUGCAGAAUAUCUAUAAACAAUAACAUAAUAGGAGUGUGUUUCUGGUGAAGAUCUGUGAAACUUAGAGAACUAUGUAAAUAAAAUGUCUUUACGUAUUUCUAAUUAUCUAGGAUUAGUUUUAUACUGGAUGAGUGGAAUUCAGAAGAAAAAUCCUUGGAUUCAGAUAGUAACAAGUAAUUGUGUUAAUAUAUUUGGCCUGGAUUUUGUAUUGGAAGGAUUUCUUCAAUAACAACUAAUACUGUCAUAUCUAGGUUAUGUAAAUACAGAGAGCUCAUGUAUUUAAAAUAUUUUACAUAUGUAUAAAUUAUAUUAAUAAGAAGUUUAUGUAAAUAUACACGUACAAAAUAUACAGUGUAUGUAAAGUGUAUGUUAAAUCAGAAAUAUUUACAUGUACAUUGUAGUUUGUAUAUAUAUUUAAUGUAAGUAACAUAGUAUCUGAACCUUGAAUACUGAUUUCAUGUUUCUUGUUUUGAUCUCAAAAUAUCGAAGUGGGGUUAUAUGACGUUGAAUUUGACAGAUAGCCCACAGUUUUUCUUAUGUUUUUUUUUCGAAAACAUGAUAUAUAUCAGAUAGUCUGCAUCAUUAUAUAAUCGCAGAGACAUAUAUAGUAUGUAUGUAUCUGAUAAUCGGCAGAACACAUUUUAAGAAAAUCUUAAUAUUUGAUUAUAUAGACCGCAGACAAAACGCAGGAAAUUAAAAACUAGGUAAAUUUGAGUAUUCAAUACUAGGGACAAUAUAUAUUCAAUUGUCCCUGUUAAAUUAUCCAUUGAUGUUCAAUAUGCGAUACGUACUUGGACUCUAUCCAUAAGAUCAGAGAAGAUAAUAGGCUCUGGCGGUUCGUUGGGCGUUCCAAAUGGAUAAUUGAGAAGUGUAACCAAAAAGUUUGUAAAUAUAUUUCUAAUGAAUAGGACGAUGUACAUUGUAACGCAAUUUAGACGUUAUUUGUUUUCGUGGAAGUUUUGGAUUGUACAAUAAUGGCCAAGACUUGUUGAAGUACUACUGCUUAUUGUGACGUAUAUGACGAUGUUGUAAAUUUUAAAUAGCGAUUUGAAGGCAAUGUCUUUCUCAUUCCAAGAGUCCUGUUGUUAAAAGUGUUUGAUAUUGCACUUUAUGUUAGUAUGCGCGUAUCUAAAUACAUGUACAAAUUGUAUAUUAAAUACGUUUUGGCUUUUCAAUUUAAAACUUCAAAUUAAAAAAAAAAUAUCUAUUGUUUUUAGUGUACAGGGGUAAAUAACUUACACAUCAUAUUGGCAUCUGAGAUGAGAACUUACAUGUUUAAUUCUGUUGAAAACCAUUCAAUGGACGAAAUAAAGUGAAAGUAGGCGUGCUCUGUACCAUCAGUAACAUAUAGAUUCUGAUUUGGUAGUGUGUGAUUAAGUCUACGUUUGUUUUUAUACACGGUAUACUUGAUUAGUGUAAUUAAGUAAACUAUCGGAGAUUUGUUUCGGUCGAUAUAUUAUAUUUUAUAUCGCACAAGAAUGAUCGGCACCGUCAAUAAAAAUAUUAAAUGCAACUGAUAUACACAAUGUUUUCCUUAUUUAGGUAAAGAUAAUGAUUUUAACGUUAUGCUAAUUUUACCGUACUGCCCUCGCUUGAGACUGUGCUUUCCUUAAUUAUCCAAGGGAGUCUUUAACUCCACCAGUAUAUCGAGCAGCAUUCCUGUUAUUCUCUCGUCAUAAGGAUAAAGUGAACUGAAUUUUAAGGUCGUGGGGGUAAUAAGGUGACUUCACAGCGUGUGUUUGAAGAAGUUUAAUUGAUUUAUGCGUGUCUGUUUAGAAGUAAUGCUCGGGACAUGAUCCAUGAUUAACAGCGAUACAAUAAUUGUUACUUGGACAGUGGUAUUAUGCUGAAGAAUAUCACGCUUGGUUUUUAAUUUAGCCGUAACCAUAAAUCAUGAUGAUGUUGGGAAUCAAACCGCUGGUGUGAAUGUUUGUAUGAUACUGACGAAAACUAUAUGAUGCACUGCCCGGACUGAAAUGUUUCGUCACAUAAAACAAGUAAAAUGUUUUACAGUUUGGUGAUAAAGUUACUAUCAUUACCUUCCCGUGGGUAGAUAUAUUGUAGUCGGAAUUGAGAUGACAAUCAUUGAAGUAAGAAAAACAUUCAUAAUUGUGUCUUGCUGGUAAAUAUAUGUGAAACGAACAUCAUUAUUGUCUGGAUGGCAAAUAUACGUUGCAGUAAAAAUAACCGCCAUUCCUAUCGUGUAAAUGUAAAAAUCUCUGUUAAACGUAAUGAUGAAAAUUCUUAUAUUACAUGUUCUAACUGAUUAAUCUAAAAUAUGAUAUAAUUUCUCAGUUGUUGACCUGUAAUUUAGUUAAACACACUUGAAUGUCGUGUUUGGUGUGUACCCAUGAUGUAUAUAUAUAAUUGUUUGUCUUUUAAUUUUUUCUUAAUGUCGUUUAACCAUUAAAAAAGUCCUAAUUUUGA